Messenger RNA from Acanthoscelides obtectus, 1130 nucleotides. The record is from the annotation of a GenBank genome assembly. NCBI's taxonomy places the organism in Eukaryota, Metazoa, Arthropoda, Insecta, Coleoptera, Chrysomelidae.
CAGUUUGUGGAGAUAUACACGGUCAAUUUUAUGACCUUAUGAAAUUAUUCGAGGUGGGCGGACCGCCUGCCAGUACAAAGUACCUUUUUCUUGGUGAUUAUGUUGAUAGAGGAUAUUUUAGUAUAGAGUGCGUGUUGUACCUGUGGGCGUUAAAGCUGUGUUACCCUACAACCCUUUUUCUACUUCGUGGCAACCAUGAGUGUCGACAUUUAACAGAAUACUUCACAUUUAAGCAAGAAUGUAAAAUAAAAUAUUCGGAGAGAGUAUACGAGUCAUGUAUGGAGGCGUUUGACUGUUUGCCGCUGGCGGCACUUAUGAACCAACAGUUCCUCUGCGUUCACGGCGGAUUAUCACCAGAAAUACACAAUCUAGACGACAUACGAAAGUUAGACAGAUUUAAGGAACCACCUGCUUUCGGCCCUAUGUGUGACCUAUUAUGGUCAGAUCCCCUAGAAGAUUUUGGUAAUGAAAACAACGCAGAACACUUUUCACACAACUCUGUACGAGGCUGCUCAUAUUUUUACAGCUAUGCUGCAUGUUGUGAUUUCCUACAAAAUAAUAACCUCCUGUCAAUAAUCCGAGCACACGAAGCACAAGACGCGGGGUAUAGGAUGUAUAGAAAAAGUCAAACAACAGGCUUCCCAUCAUUAAUCACAAUAUUUUCGGCACCAAAUUAUCUGGAUGUUUAUAACAAUAAGGCAGCGGUACUUAAAUACGAGAACAACGUCAUGAACAUCAGGCAAUUCAAUUUUUCGCCGCACCCGUACUGGCUACCGAACUUCAUGGACGUAUUCACGUGGUCGUUGCCUUUCGUGGGCGAAAAGGUGACCGAAAUGUUGGUGAAUGUGCUCAACAUCUGCUCAGAUGACGAGCUGGUGUCAGAUGGGGACGAUGCGUUGGAGGAAGAGAAACAGGCUAAAAUUGUUGUUAAAACAUCCGGUAAGUCUAUCACAGAGCUUUCGACAAGAAGGAGUUUAACACUGCAUUUAUCAUAUCUGAUUUUUUAUCUACAUUUUUUUUAUAAUAAUCCGCGUGUUGUGCCAGUUUUAUUUUUUGUUUUUGUGGAACAAUACUUAUUUACUAAUACUGCAGUUUCGAUCAAAUACCAUUUUUUAUUUUUCAGCAUUUGA